CAGCGCCCUCAUCUUUCGGGCUGCACAGUCGGGUUUUGUAACCUCCGCUGCAGCCUGUUGGAUGCUUUUGUAUUACAAGGACGCUAUCCCCAGACUUUGCAUGGGGCUCCGGUCGGGAAGACAGAAGAGAGUUCCUGCUUGUCUGACAGUACAGUCCCAUCGGGAUUUCCUCCAACUCCUUUAGGAUUCUCUAAAGUGAGGAAACUACACACAGAUUUAACACCCGGAGAAAAGUUAAAAAUAUCAGCCACAUUUGUUUGUCUGGUUUGUUUUUCUACUAAAGAUGAGGGUGAAGUGCAAGUGAAUCAAAGGGACGCCAUCAAUGAAAUACAAAUACAUGCAACCCGGAAUUCUGCUGGAAGAAAUAUCCCGGACAGUUUCCCAUUAGAAAUUCUCAGAGAAAUCAUUGUCUCUUUUUCUUCUUCUUCUUUUCUUCUUCUCGCUAUUUCCAGACGUGGUUGUUAAACUCAAGUAUCUGAUGCAACGUGAAAGGAGGCCCGCCUCUCUUAUCAAAUUUCUUGUAUUAAAGUGAACUUCGCAGAAAAAGAAGUUACCUGCGGCUCUCCAUCUGGGUAAAGCCCCAGACCGCUUAUCCUCUAUUUAUCGCAGUUAGGUGAAACUAACUGGAGAGAGCUCAAGAUCUCAUUUUCAAAACGUCCAGAGAGAAGCUUGAAAGUAAACAUCCAGCUUGUAAAAAUGGGACGUCGUUCCUCAGAUACUGAAGAAGAAAACAGAAACAAAAGAAAAAAGAAACACCGUAGACGUUCAUCUUCAAGUAGUUCUUCAGAUAGUAGAACAUACAGCCGUAAGAAAUCAGGAAGGAAGUCAAGGUCAAGAUCACGGUCUCGAGAUCUCCAAUCCCGUUCACAUUCUUAUGAAAAAAGACGCAGACAUCGAUCUAGCAGUAGCUCUUCAUAUGGAUCCAAAAGAAAACAUAGUCGUAGUCGAUCGAGGGGCCGAGGAAAAUCCUAUAGGUCUCAGAGAUCAAGAUCAAAGAGUAGAACAAGAAGGUCACGAUCAAGACCACAUCAACGUUCCUAUAGUCGAAGCAGUGAAAGAUCCAGUCAUAGAAGAACUCAUAGCAGAUCUCGUGAAAGAGAACGGCGUAAAGGCAAAGAUAAAGAAAAAAUAAAAGAGAAGGAGAGGAGCAGAGGGAAAGACAAGGAGUUAUAUACCACCAAGCACGGGGACUCUGGAAACAUCAAAGCUGGAUUAGAACAUCUGUCUCUUGCUGAACAGGCCAAAGCUAGAUUGCAGUUGGUUCUUGAAGCGGCUGCGAAAGCAGAUGAAGCAUUGAAGGCUAAAGAAAGAAGUGAAGAAGAAGCGAAAAAGAUAAAGGAAGAAGACCAAACCACCCUGGUAGAACAAGUGAAACGAGUAAAAGAAAUUGAAGCUAUUGAAAGUGACUCUUUUGUUCCACAGACAUUCAGAUCAAGUAAAGAAGUCAAAAAGUCAACAGAACCUGGUGAACUAAAAUGUGAACCUGCAACUGUAGGAGUGGGAACUGUCGAUCUGCCUGAUACUGAAAAAGAAAUAGCACCUGGCAACAUUCCUACUGCCAUAAAGUACCAAGAUGAUAACUCUUUAGCACAUCCAAAUCUAUUCAUUGAGAAGGCAGAAGCAGAGGAAAAGUGGUUCCAGAGAUUGGUUGCUCUUCGGCAAGAAAGGCUGAUGGGCAGUCCUGUGGCUUGAGUGAAUUACAGUGAACAUCAUACAGAAUUUCUUCAUGAAUGCUAAGAAAAUUCUCCUGUAAAAUUGUUUGACUGUUAAUAUCUCUUAAAAAGUAAAUGUGAGUUGUAAGGAGAACACAAGUUUCAUCUGAAUGGAGAUACAUGCUUUACUCUCACUCGUUAUCCACUUUUAUUCAUUGUGA
Molecule: messenger RNA, 1873 nt
Organism: Mauremys mutica (yellowpond turtle)
Lineage: Eukaryota; Metazoa; Chordata; Testudines; Geoemydidae
Gene: RSRC1
Product: arginine and serine rich coiled-coil 1
Exons: 13
Coding region: 697-1692 (331 amino acids)
Biological process (GO): alternative mRNA splicing, via spliceosome
Cellular component (GO): cytoplasm; nucleus
Source: RefSeq, a predicted model, not a curated record